AUGGAAAUUACUGAACGGGUUCGUGCCUUACUAAAUAGGUCCCCCGGUCUCCCUGUGUCUCAGCCAACGGUGUCGUCAUGGCAGGAGCCAUCUCAUCCGACCGUUGGAGCGACACAAUCGCCUAACCUACCAGCCGAAGUGGAUGUUGCAAUCAUCGGAUCUGGGGUGACCGGGUGCGGAGUAGCCCAUACUUUGCUCAACCAUCCAAAUGCUUCAAAGCUCCGCGUCACCAUACUAGAAGCACGCGGAGCAGUCAGUGGGGCCACCGGCCGCAACGGAGGUCAUCUCAUCUCAAAUGCAGAUGAACUAUUCCCGCCAAUAGCUGAGGCGAUGGGGAUGGAAGAGGCCAAUAAAGUGGCACAUCUGAGCGAGAGGACUAUUGCUUUGUUGAAAGGGGUUUGUAGCAGCCUUAGUGAAGAGGACCAGGACGCAGCAGAAUUGCGAUCUGUGGCGAGUACCAUUGCGUUCGAGGAUGAAGGAACAUUUAAAGAAGCGAGGCAUGCCAUUGAAUUUGUCCAAAAAAACAGGGAUCAGUCGGUUUGCACACUGCCAGAAACAAUCGUUACUGUGGAACAUGCCAUCGAGAAGUGGAAAUACAACCACAAUAUCGUUGGUACGGCACAACAGACUGGCGCCGCUGCUCUGUGGCCAUAUCGAUUGUUUACAGCGCUAUAUAAAGAUCUUCUUAAAGACAAACAUGGCCGGUUUACGCUCGAAACCAACACGCCCGUGACAUCUAUCAGUCUUGAUCAGAAUGCCACACCAGGCAGUGCAACAUAUCUCCUUCAGACACCCCGAGGGUCAAUUCGAGCUCGACACGUUAUUCACUGUACAAAUGGCCACGCAGGCCACUUGAUCCCGGGCUUAGUAGGAAAGCUAUGGCCAGUGCGGGCUACCAUGUCGCGCCAGAAACUAGGGCCUUCGUUUCCACUACUGGGUAAUCAAGUCUCAUGGACAUACCGAAGCAAGCCAACCAUGGACCCAUCUACUGCCAUCGCCAGCAUCGGACUGUACUAUGCUCAACAGAAUGCCAAGACAGGCGAUCUCUGGAUUGGUGGCGAGAUGCAGAGAAUUGAUGAUAUACUGAGCAGUGACGACUCGGUUGUUUCUGAGCAGGCCAAAAUGAACCUUACCUCAAUCGUGCCUAAAAUGCUCCAUGGUGCCGAACCUGUCAAAACGAUUGGUGUCUGGUCUGGUAUCAUGGGGUUUACGGCUGAUGGACUGCCAAUGGUAGGUCAGCUGCCGAAUGCCUUUACCGGACGUACGGGUCGUGGUGAAUGGAUCGCUGCCGGUUACAAUGGACAUGGUAUGGAUAAGGCUUGGUCCUGUGGUGAGGCUGUUGCUCGAAUGCUGUUGGGUGAGGGAGUGCCGUCAUGGAUGCCGAAUUGCUUUUUACUGGGCGAGGAAAGAUUGAAGGUGAUUAGAGAGCAAGAUGAGGACCUGAUGCCGUCUAAUUUUCUCGGCAGGAUGGGAAUUGUAUUAUAA
Penicillium odoratum is the source of this 1485-nucleotide messenger RNA. RefSeq names its product NAD(P)/FAD-dependent oxidoreductase. Gene Ontology annotation, molecular function: oxidoreductase activity. The coding region runs from base 1 to 1485 and encodes 494 amino acids. Gene Ontology annotation, cellular component: cytoplasm. Lineage: Eukaryota; Fungi; Ascomycota; Eurotiomycetes; Eurotiales; Aspergillaceae. The transcript is spliced from 3 exons. The record is from RefSeq and is a predicted model, not a curated record.